Maudiozyma saulgeensis is the source of this 1974-nucleotide messenger RNA. NCBI's taxonomy places the organism in Eukaryota, Fungi, Ascomycota, Saccharomycetes, Saccharomycetales, Saccharomycetaceae. The record is from the annotation of a GenBank genome assembly.
AUGCCAAAUCAAUUCUUACAUACAGACCAAGAACAGCGUUCUUCUGUGAUAUAUUCUACAAGUAUGGGGAAAGCUGGUCUUUUCAUUCCUGCUGAUUAUAUCGGUUCAAAUAAUAACGAUGCUAUUAUCGAUGAAACGGAAGAUGAUGAAGGAACCUCAUCAUCAGGUGAUAAUUUGCAUAGUAAUAAUAAUAUCAAUGAUCAAACAGCUACAGAACCUGUACGAUUGACAAAAAAUAGUGAUGAAUUGGAAUUUUUGUUAGGAGAUGAAGAUGAUGAUAAUAAUAAUAAUAAUAAUAGAUUUAUGCAUUAUCAAUCUAUUAAUGAAGCACAAGAAAAUCAUAAUCGUAAUUCUAUUACAGAACAACCAAUACAACAUAGUCGAGCCACGUCAAUGUGUAAAAGUCUUAUUGACGAAGAACGUGAUUUAUUGAUAGAUAACAAAUUGUUGAAUAAUACAGUGGGGCAACGUUCAAGAGGAAACAGUAUAGUGGAAAGUAUGUAUGGGAAUAUUGAACCUGUAGAUGCAGAAGUCGCUGGUGAAGUUAUAAAUACAUGGAAUGAUGCUAUUGAUUCAGGAAAACCAAUCCAAAGUUCUUUUAAGAGAGAAACACAAGUCAUUGCAUUUAAUGCAUUACCCCUUAUUUUUACAUUUAUUUUACAAAAUUCGUUAUCCUUAGCAUCUAUCUUUUCUGUAUCUCAUUUGGGUACUAAAGAAUUAGGAGGUGUAACUUUAGGUUCCAUGACAGCUAAUAUUACAGGCCUAGCGGCCAUUCAAGGUCUUUGUACAUGUCUAGAUACAUUAUGUGCACAAGCAUAUGGUGCAAAAAAUUAUCAUUUAGUUGGUGUCCUCAUUCAAAGAUGUGCUACUAUUACUAUCUUGGCUUUUCUACCAAUCAUGUAUAUUUGGUGGAGUUGGUCAGAGACAAUAUUAUCAUGGAUGAUUCCAGAACGAGAAUUAUGUGUCCUUGCUGCUAAAUAUUUAAGAAUUACAGCUUUAGGGGUACCAGGUUUUGUACUAUUUGAGUGUGGUAAAAGAUUCUUACAAUGUCAAGGUAUCUUCCAUGCAUCAACAAUUAUUUUAUUUGUAUGCGCACCAUUAAACGCUCUAAUGAAUUAUAUCUUUGUUUGGAAUAAGACGAUUGGUAUUGGUUAUUUAGGUGCCCCUUUAUCUGUAGCUAUAAACUAUUGGUUAAUGGCAAUUGGAUUAAUGCUUUAUACAUUAUUUACCAAACAUGAUAGCAAUCCAAUGAAAUGUUGGAAUGGGAUUAUAAAGAAAAGACAAAUAUUUAAGAAUUGGAGAAAAAUGUUUGGAUUAGCUCUUCCAGGUAUCAUCAUGGUUGAAGCAGAAUUUUUAGGUUUUGAAAUUUUGACCAUAUUUGCAUCUCAUAUUAGUACCAAUGCCUUAGCAGCUCAAUCUAUUGUCUCUACGGUCGCAUCUUUAGCAUACCAAGUACCUUUCUCUAUUUCUGUUUCCACCAGUACAAGAGUAGCAAACUUAAUUGGUGCCUCCUUAUACAAGAGCUGUAUCAUCACAUGCAAAGUUUCUUUAUUAUUGUCAUUUGUAUGUUCUUCCUUUAACAUGAUGAUAAUUGUUACUUUCAGAGACCAAAUUGCAAAAUUAUUUUCAACUGAAAAGGCUGUUGUCAAUUUAGUCAUUUCAGCAUUACCAAUAUUAGCAUUCAUGCAAUUAUUCGAUGCUUUCAAUGCAUCCACUGCUGGUUGUUUACGUGGACAAGGUAGACAGAAAAUCGGUGGUUACAUUAAUUUGUUUGCAUUCUAUUGUAUUGGUAUCCCAAUGUCCUAUAUGUUAACUUUUACUUUCAACAUGGGUAUUGGUGGUUUAUGGUUCGGUAUUACUUGUGCACUAAUAAUGAUGAGUAUCUGUCAAGGUUAUGCUGUAUUCCACGGUGAUUGGAAUCAAAUUCUUCAAGCGGCAAAAUUGAGAAAUGCAGAAGGUGCCAGAGUAAAUUGA